CGCCCAACUUUCUCCUUCAUUGCUUUCGAAGACAAGCAUCUCUCUCCCUCUCUCUCUCUUUCUCAGAGCUAAACACUCACACAGAAAGACAUAUUCUCUCUCCAUCGCUUUUUAUUAUGCUUUCUUCCUCAAUUCCCUGCUACCAAUAUUUGCAGACUCUUUCUUCUUCUCCACCUCUUCCUUUCUGUUUCCUUCUCGUCCAAUCCAAAUUUGGACGAAAUUGACGCCUGACGCCUUCGUUUCUCCAUUCAUGGCUUCUUCUGGUGUGAACCAUUUCAAUAAGCGUUCCGUCUACGAUACCGAAAGAAAAUCUCGCUUCAUGAAAUGGAUCGGCAAGAUCUUCAAAAUAGGUUCAGGUCGCGGAGAAACGAUUGGACACCGUCCACAGUUUCUUGGGGAUGAAAACAUGGUGUCUCGUGCUCCAGCAAGAUCUACGGAUGACAGAUCCAGAACGGAGAAUGAUGAAUUGGACCAUCCAAUCGCACUUUCUUCUCUGGCUGAGGAUUUAAAGAAGCCAAAUGGAUACAAAAGCCGCACAGACAAUGAUGAAGAGCUUCCUAGAUCACUUAAAGAAACCUUGAAUAUGGCUGGAUAUCCUCCUUACCCUCCACAGUAUUUCCCUGGAGGAUAUAGAUUUUGUGGUGGCUGUAAUCGCCAAAUAGGCUGUGGAAAUUAUUUAGGAUCUAUGGGAGCCUUUUGGCAUCCAGAAUGUUUCCGUUGUCAUGCUUGUCAUCGCCCAAUCACUGAGCAUGAGUUUACCUUGUCAGGUAGGAAUCCAUACCACAAGUCCUGUUUCAAAGAGUUGCACCAUCCCAAAUGUGAAGUCUGCCAUCAAUAUAUUCCUAUAAAUGGAGCUGGUUUAAUUGAGUAUAGAUCUCAUCCAUUUUGGUGUCAAAAAUAUUGUCCUUCACAUGAGUAUGAUAAUACUGCUCGUUGUUGUAGUUGUGAACGACUGGAGUCAUGGAACGCAAGAUACAUUUCUUUGGGGGAUGGACGUACUCUAUGUUUCGAGUGUAUGGAAUCUGCUAUCAUGGACACUGGUGACUGCCAACCCCUUUACCAUGCUAUCAGAGACUACUAUGAAGGAAUGAAUAUGAAAAUAGAUCAACAGAUUCCCAUGCUGCUGGUUGAAAGACAAGCCCUCAAUGAAGCUAUUGAAGGGGAGAAAAAUGGCUACCAUCACAUGCCCGAGACAAGGGGUUUAUGUCUAUCUGAAGAGCAGACUGUUAGCGGUAUACAUCAAAGGCCAAGAAUUGGGGGCAACCGGCUUAUAGGCAUGAAAAAAUAUUCUCAAAAACUGACUCGAAAAUGUGAGGUUACUGCCAUCCUUGUUCUGUAUGGCCUCCCAAGAUUAUUAACAGGUUCUAUUCUUGCCCAUGAAUUGAUGCAUGGAUGGUUACGUCUCAAAGGGUACUGCAAUCUAAACCCUGAGGUUGAAGAAGGCAUCUGUCAGGUGCUCUCUCACAUGUGGCUUGAGUCAGAGGUCUUGCCUGGAUUGAGAAGCAUGCCAUCUACAUCAACAGCUUCAUCCUCAUCUUCUUCUUCUUCAUCUAAAAAAGGUAGAAAAUCUGAUGUCGAGAAUAAACUUGGGGAAUUCUUCAUGCACCAGAUUGCUCAAGACAUCUCAACGGCCUAUGGUGAAGGAUUCAGAGCUGCCAAUGCUGCCGUAAAUAGAUAUGGCUUACGUCGUACCCUGGACCACAUUCGUCUGACAGGGAAUGUUCCUUUGUAAUUGUAAUAGCUGUGACUUGUUUUCCUUGGAAGACCCUCUGGUUCCAUCCUUUUAGAUAAUAUUACUGCUUUCCCCUUGGAAGGAUUGAGCUGAUCUGGGAAGCUUGUAUCAGCUCCCCCUUAGUUUUUGUGGGGUUCUUCAGGGUUGGUUAUUUGUUAAAUAUUGCUUUUCCAAAUGUAAUAAUAUGCAUGUAUCAAUCAUUUCCAAGAUUUUAUUUUCAUCUUCUGUAAAUACAUAUUCAAACAUAUUUCAGAGAGAUGACCCACAGAUUCU
Molecule: messenger RNA, 2005 nt
Organism: Telopea speciosissima
Lineage: Eukaryota; Viridiplantae; Streptophyta; Magnoliopsida; Proteales; Proteaceae
Product: protein DA1-related 2-like
Exons: 12
Coding region: 251-1732 (493 amino acids)
Molecular function (GO): ubiquitin binding
Source: RefSeq, a predicted model, not a curated record